AUGGCUCGUGGUUUUCUCACCAUCUGCGUCAGCGCUCUUUUGGCCGUCGCCGGCGCAGUUAAGCCCGCAGACGUGGUCUUUUACAAUGGCAACAUCUACACCAUGAACCCUUCUAACAACAUGGUUACCGCCAUGGCUGUGCGUGGAGGAAAGAUCGAGUAUGUCGGCGACAAGAAAACAGCGCACUCGUACAUUGGAAAGAAGACAAAGGUUAUUGACCUCGAGGGCCGCAUGGUCAUGCCUGGUCUUGUAGAUUCCCACAUGCACCUUGUGUCGGGGGGUCUCUUUCUUCUCAAGUGCGAUCUGAGCUACCAGACAUUGUCCAUUGCGGAGGUGCUGGAGCACAUUCAGGGUUGUAUCGAUAAUGAGGCCGACAAGGGUGAUGAUGACUGGAUUGAGGUCGUCAAUAUGGACUACGCUGGUCUUGUGUCGAAGAGCGGAAAUGUUGGAAAGGCUCAACUCGACAAGCUCAGCACAAAACGACCCGUUAUCAUCCGCUCAAGCGACUACCACACUAUUCUGGCCAACUCCCGUGCGCUUGAUCUCUCGAACAUUGAUGCCAACACUAAGGAUCCUGCUGACGGCAAGAUUGUCCGUCUUCCGGGAAGUCAAGAGCCUGCUGGUGCUCUCCAAGACGGCGCUUCUAGCCUUCUUGCUGGUCCCCCUCCUCCCACCAAGGCCGAGAACCUUCAGGCUGGCCGUGCUGCCCUCAAGCUACUGCGUGAAGCCGGUAUCACCACCUUUCAGGAUGCUGCCGCUGAUGAGGGUCACCACACUGUCUUUAGCGCUAUUAAGGAGGAAGAUGGUCUCUCUGCACGCGCUUAUUUCGAUUACCGCAUUGAGGCUCCCAGCUCAGUGGAAGGGGUAUCUGCUCUUGUCAAGAACGUCACUAAGAAACUAGCUUCUUGGCACGACAAGUCUGCUGUCGGACCUAAGCCUAACCUCAAAUGGCAAGCCAUCAAGGCCUUCAUCGACGGUGUCAUCACAUACCCCUCAAACACCGCUGCUCUCGUCGACCCAUACUGGGCACCCGUCAAUGCCUCUAACGAGAACGGCACUUGGGCUCCUGACAAGAACUCCCUGAACGACCCCUACUGGAAGCCUGCUGUGCUUACCAAGACCAUCGAACAGCUUUUCAUGGCCGGUAUUGACGCCCAACUCCACGUCGACGGUGAUCUCGCUGUGCAGGUUGGCCUUGACGCUGCCGAGGCAUUCCGGAAAAAGCACCCCGGCAAGGACAUCCGCCUUGGUCUUGCUCACAAUGAGCUUUCACAAGAAAGUGACUGGCCCAGAUAUGCCAAGCUAGGCGUUGACCCUAUCGUCAGCUACCAGUGGUCACAGCUCAGCUCAUUCUAUAUCCCCAACACUUUCAAUUCCCUUGCCGAGUAUCGCAUGGACAAUCUUCAGGCAUGGGCCCAAUUUGAGAAGCGAGGUCGCCCUCUUGUGUAUGGAAGCGACUGGCCUAUUGAUCCUCUGGACGAGUUCCUUGCUCUCAAAGUUGCAGUCACACGCUCAGGAGAUCCUGAAAACCCCAACUCACCAGCGUCACAGGGUCCUCCUUUCGAUGGUGUCUUCCCGGGCAGCGGCAUCUCACGCACGUCAGCCUUACGUUCAAUCACUAUCAACGGCGCCCGCUUUCUCCGUGCCGAUAAGCAGAUUGGCUCACUGGAAAAGGGCAAGCUGGCUGACGUAAUUGUUUUGGAAAAAAACUUCUUCAAGGUCCCCGAGGAGGAGCUUGGUCGACAGAAGGUGCUGCUGACCAUGGUCGGUGGAGAGGUGCUCUACGUUGCAAAGGGUCACGACUUUGGCGUCAAGGCCAAGUUUCCCAACGAUGAUGAGGCAAGUGGUAAGUUGGCUCGUCGCACCAUUGGCGGUUUCAACGCCAACGAUCUGUCAGAGGAGGCCAAGAUGGACGCUGCCAAGCUACGAAAGAGGGGCGUUUGUGCUCACAAGCACUAA
Fusarium venenatum is the source of this 1959-nucleotide messenger RNA. RefSeq names its product amidohydrolase family-domain-containing protein. NCBI's taxonomy places the organism in Eukaryota, Fungi, Ascomycota, Sordariomycetes, Hypocreales, Nectriaceae. Gene Ontology annotation, molecular function: hydrolase activity, acting on carbon-nitrogen (but not peptide) bonds. The record is from RefSeq and is a predicted model, not a curated record.